Messenger RNA from Emericellopsis cladophorae, 1347 nucleotides. RefSeq lists its product as uncharacterized. The transcript is spliced from 3 exons. The record is from RefSeq and is a predicted model, not a curated record. Lineage: Eukaryota; Fungi; Ascomycota; Sordariomycetes; Hypocreales; Bionectriaceae. The coding region runs from base 1 to 1347 and encodes 448 amino acids.
AUGAAUAUGAAGGCCGCCCCUCUGUUGGCAUUGAUCGCCGUCCCUGGAGUCCUGGCGGGCCAGUGGCCGAGUCUCCAGGUCGACCCAGACACCAUCUCCCCCUGCGUCAUGUGGGAGGACAACGCCAACGACCUGGUCUGCGAGGACGUCCGCGACUUCUGGAACAUCACCCCCGAGGAGUUCUCCCGCUGGAACCCCUCCGUUGGCCUCGACUGUAAGCCGUGGCGCAUACAGUCCUACUGCGUCGUGCCCCUCGCGCGCCUCCCCACCACCACCUCCUCAGAGGCGCCCGAGACCACCGCCACCACGCCCACCACUUCGGCCAGCACCCUCGGCCCCUCCCCGACCAGCUGGUCCGCCCUGGGCUGCUACACGGAUGAAAACCCCAAGUACGCGGCCCUCGAGGAGCGAGUGAGCGACGAGGGCGGCGAUGACAAUCUCACCGUCGCCACGUGUCAAGACGCGUGCUACAGGGCCGCCUUCAUCUUUGCGGGCGUCAAGGCCGGGAACGAGUGCUGGUGCGGCGACGCCGUUCUCGGUGACCUCGCGGGGAACGCCACCGACUGCGAUACCCCUUGUUCCGGGGACAACACAGAGACCUGCGGCGGCAGCAAGCGCCUCAACGUCUUUGAGCCCGCCGACUCCUUCUGGGACGAGGUCACAACCGAGACUGAGAGCGAGACAAAGACAAAGACAGAGACGCAGUCCGAGUCCGAGUCCGCGUCUGGCACAGCGGUCGCCAUCGACGACGCCGACUCGGACUCUAUCCGUGUGCCUACAGGCCGUCGUGCGCUCAGCAGCAGUUCCUUUGCGGCAGCGCAACAUGAACUAUCCACCCCAUUGUCGCUGCGGGAUGUCCCAGAAGAGCAGCUGGAGGACCGCAGCGAGAUAUGGUGGGACGGAAUUUCGGCCGAAGCCAGAAUCUAUCUCGAUGGAAACAAAAGAUGGGAAUGGGUCGUGUACCGGUGCGCCUACGGCCAGGAGCUCGAUGCGCGCUGGGAGGCUACCAAGCGGCGCAUAGUGGAAAACCUACGCAGGGAGAUUGACGAGUCUGACGAGUCUGACGCGCCCUCCAUUAUCGACAAGAUGGAUCUCAUCUUUGUGGAGGAGCCUGCCCUCGAGGGCGUCACGAAUGACGAGCUCAGGGCGCACUUUCAGACGUGGGCGGCCCCAAAAUGGGCAGCGUACCGUGAACUGAGCAUCUCCACACGACAGGAGGUUCACGGCCACCCCGAGGAGGAGGAAGACACGGACCCCGAGGAUUGGUCCAAGGUCCGGGACAGCGAGAUCUCGACUGAUCUCUACGAAAGCCUGUAUGGCACCGAGCACUAUUCCUUACUGUAUUAA